This is a messenger RNA of Ipomoea nil (Japanese morning glory), 1168 nucleotides long. RefSeq names its product chlorophyll a-b binding protein 7, chloroplastic. The transcript has 5 exons. The coding region runs from base 14 to 973 and encodes 319 amino acids. Gene Ontology annotation, cellular component: membrane. The record is from RefSeq and is a predicted model, not a curated record. NCBI's taxonomy places the organism in Eukaryota, Viridiplantae, Streptophyta, Magnoliopsida, Solanales, Convolvulaceae. Gene Ontology annotation, biological process: photosynthesis, light harvesting in photosystem I; response to light stimulus.
UAAUAGAUUGUGCAUGCCACAUGGCAAUUCAAAAACCCAAUCACAUAUUCACCUCCCUAUCCAUCAGGAUAAGCCCCUUCUCUUCAAUAUCAUCUUCUCAGUGUUUAAGCUUAAGCCUUUCUCACUUCUUUCCCCACACAGCAAUCACACCCACCCUGCAUUGUACAGCUCGAAAUCUGUCGACAUGGUGUCUGCCUGUGCUGCUUCGUCCACCAUUGCGGCCGCUGCAUUCUCGUCCCCGAGUUCGCAGACAAAGGCGUCUUUCCUCUCGGGGAGAAAACUGAGGGUGAGCAAGUACUCGGCCCCUGCCACGUCGCGAUCUUUUACGGUUUGUGCUACGGCUGAGCCCAACCGACCCCUCUGGUUCCCGGGCAGCACCCCUCCUCCAUGGCUCGAUGGCAGCCUCCCUGGAGACUUUGGUUUUGAUCCCCUUGGUCUUGCAUCUGAUCCCGAGAGCUUGAAAUGGAACCAGCAGGCGGAGAUUGUGCACUGCAGAUGGGCGAUGUUGGGGGCUGCGGGUAUUUUCAUCCCGGAGUUCCUCACGAAGAUCGGGAUUCUGAACACGCCUUCGUGGUACACUGCGGGCGAACAAGAGUACUUCACCGAUACAACCACGCUCUUUGUCAUCGAGUUGAUACUCAUCGGCUGGGCUGAGGGAAGGCGGUGGGCAGACAUCAUCAAGCCUGGAUGCGUGAACACGGACCCCAUCUUCCCCAACAACAAGCUCACCGGGACUGACGUAGGCUAUCCAGGUGGCUUAUGGUUCGACCCACUCGGUUGGGGAUCUGGUUCUCCCGAAAAGAUCAAGGAGUUGAGAACCAAGGAGAUCAAGAACGGAAGAUUAGCCAUGCUGGCAGUUAUGGGCGCAUGGUUCCAACACAUCUACACCGGAACAGGACCAAUCGACAACCUCUUUGCUCACCUGGCUGAUCCCGGUCACGCCACUGUUUUUGCUGCUUUCACUCCCAAGUGAGAAGAAAAGUAUCGAGCUGCUGAAGAACGUCUUAGAGCAAGAAUUUGACAAUUAUUUGUCCGAUCAUAUGUUGUAUGAAUACAAUCAUGUUCCUUCAGUCUUUGUCUGAUGUAGAAAAGAUUAUGCAGUGUGUACAAAUACUUUAAGCUCUCGCAACUUCGGAACCUAAUAAUCCAGGCCCUAAUUUAAAUUUCC